Messenger RNA from Stegastes partitus (bicolor damselfish), 1178 nucleotides. RefSeq names its product high mobility group nucleosome-binding domain-containing protein 3-like. The record is from RefSeq and is a predicted model, not a curated record. Gene Ontology annotation, biological process: chromatin organization. Gene Ontology annotation, cellular component: nucleus; chromatin. The transcript is spliced from 5 exons. Gene Ontology annotation, molecular function: nucleosomal DNA binding. NCBI's taxonomy places the organism in Eukaryota, Metazoa, Chordata, Actinopteri, Pomacentridae. Bases 168 to 473 code for a protein of 101 amino acids.
AGGUAUAGAGUUUUGGGGAGUGCAUAUAAUCAACAUAUUAUCGAAGGUGCUUAGAUAUUGAUCCUCUAUUUCGAGGUAGUUCAAAUUCACCUCUCCUGGCCACUUCGGGUCUGACCUUAAUUUUUUUUUAUUUCCCCGUGCUUGGUGGAGAAUAAUUCACGCGUAAAAUGCCGAAGAGAAAGUCCGAGGGUCCCGAGGGCAAGGAGGCCUCCAAAGUCACCAAACAGGAGGAGACACUCAGAAGGUCAUCGAGAUUGUCCUUGCUGAGGCAUACUGCACCCAAGCCUGAGGCCAAGCCCAAGAAGGCCAUCGUGAAGAAGGUGGUCGACGAUAAGGGGGCGAAGGCAAAGAAAGGCGGCCCCAAGGGGAAGAAGGACGACGGUCCUGCCCAGAACGGAGAGACCAAGACCAAUGAGGUACGAGGAAGGGAAAACGCACAAAUUGCAAAAGAAAAAAAUUGCAUAUUUAUUUAGGAACACGCAAGAAAUUAAUGAUCUUUAUUUCCUUAUUUUGUCAAUUUGUGUGUAUAACACUUGUGUGCAUGUUCCAUACCUACACUCCUCCAUAACCCGCUGCACAAUCACAUCUGUUACUUACUACCAAUGCAUCUUUUUUUGCUUAAAUGUAUACACGCUCAUGCACACAAACACACACACACACGCACACAGAUCUAUGUGUCUCGUCCGUCUGUCAGUGUGUCCUCCAUCAGAAGCAUGGCUCCCUCCAUGAUGUCAGUGAGAGGGCAGAGUGAGACAGUCAGAGUUAAGGGUAUGGCUGAGUGUUUCUAACCCACCAUCGGUUUGUGUGUGUUUGGACGCUAACACUUUUGCAGCAAUCGUGUGUUAACCCUCUGAACUCCGAACCCCCGGCAUGCUACUUUAAAGAAAAGCACCCAGAUUACACAACUUUUCAAAACCAGAAAUGGUAAAAACAUGAAAAAAAAAUCAGGAAAUUUGGUGACUGACGUGCAGUUCUAAGAAGGAAAAUUAACCAAAUCUAAGCUUGGAACCAUGAUUUAGUCAUCAUUGUCACUUAGAUCUACAAGUCUAGUUUUAAAAUUUGUUAGACAAACUUUUAAUGCUCCUCGGCACAACUCGGAAACCAUGUCUGGCUCAGGAUGCGACCCCCAGUCUUGCAACAAAAAUCCUGGGUACAUUUGGCUGAACUGCAGGCUGUGU